Molecule: messenger RNA, 1614 nt
Organism: Grosmannia clavigera kw1407
Lineage: Eukaryota; Fungi; Ascomycota; Sordariomycetes; Ophiostomatales; Ophiostomataceae
Exons: 4
Coding region: 1-1614 (537 amino acids)
Cellular component (GO): nucleoplasm; centrosome; cytosol
Source: RefSeq, a predicted model, not a curated record
AUGGCGCCAGCGUCCGACCUGUUUGCAGGCUUGCGGCAGGCCACCGACGGCGAGCAUGCAGCAGUCGCAGCAGAAACACUUCUUCCGUAUGUCCCGGCAGCUUUCACAUGGACGGAGCUUGCCCGAGGGCUUGCUGAGAGCGACGUGAGACGGAAGGAUGAAGCAACGACGGUAGAAGAGGGAGCAAAAGACACAGAACCAGAUGAACCACAAGAGCCAGAAGAAACAACAUGGCUCGACGCGGCCUCACGCAGAACAAUCCGCACCUUUGUCGCCCGCACCAUGGCACCGAUUCUGGGGAACGACGACGACGACGACGAUGACGAGGCCACUCGUCACGGCGACCGCACGAGUAACCAGCACGCGGCCGCCAUGCGAUGCAGUCAGGCCGUUGCCGACGAUGCGGUCGCUGUGCUGCGUUGGGCCCUGGCAGACGACGACACCCUCUCUCCGUCCGACAACGACGACGUGCAGGUGCUCGCUAGCAUCAUCGCCGCGGCCGAGGCCGGUCAGCCGUGGACGACCGGCACGGCUGCGGCUGCGGCUGGCGACCUGCUGCAGCGGCUACAUCCACAACUCCCGUCUGCCGACUGGAUCGUCGACGGGCUCCUCAAUGGCUACGUGCGCCCGUUGUUUGCUCGCGGCCCACGACCACAAGGCCUCACGUCGGCCGGCCGUAAGGACCAGUACGGCGACCGUGGCGGCGGCGGCGGGCUUGCCUCGCGAGCGACGGACUCGGAGACGCGGGCGGCCAAGCCGUGGAAGUACGGCGAUCUGCGCGCCGUACCAGUGUUUUCGUGGGCGCUGCAGGAAAGCGAUUCUGCCCUCGUUGGCCGCCACUGGUCCCUCUUCACGCCCGUGCUACUAGCCCUCGUCGACGAUGCCGACACGGACGUGCGAGCACGUGGGCUGGUGCUGCUGCGAGUCUUUGUCGACCGGCUGCCAGACGGCGGGCGGCUGCUGCGCCAGACCGGCCUAGACAGCGUGCUGGCCGAGGCGGUGCUUCCGACGCUGCUGUUCUUGCCGCGGCUGACGCCGGAGGAGGAGUCGCUGCAGCUGCUGGACCCGGCCUAUGACGCGCUGCUGGCGAUUGCCGCCAAGGGAAGCACCUCGACAUCCACCCUCUUUGAUCGGAUCCUCCGCGACGGCAUCCUGGCCGGCUACUUCCACGCCAGCGAGCACGUCCGCGUGGUCGAGGUGCUGGCCCGCCAGGCCGGCCGGCUGGUCGAGGCCAUGGGCAUCGCCGCAACCAAGCACCUCAAAGACGUCGUGCCGCUGUGCGCGGCCAUCCUGACGGACCCGUUUGCCGUGCGUCACCCGCCCGUGCUGGUCGCCGCCACGGCCACGCUGCAGGCCACGCUCGCCAGCUGCUGGCCGCGCCUGGCCGACUCGCCCUGGCCGCUCGAGGUCGUGCGCAUGCUGAUGCUCUGUUGGCUCAACGUGGCCGAAGCGGACGACAACGAUGACCGGUACACGCAGCUGCGGGCUGACCUCGUCCGGGCAGCCGACACACAGCUGACCAUCUUGCGUGCGGCCCAGGCCGAUGUCGGCCGUGUUGUCGGACCUCUCACGGUCAAAGAGCCACAAUUAGCCGAGCUGUUUCGAGUCGAAUAA